Sceloporus undulatus (fence lizard) is the source of this 3133-nucleotide messenger RNA. RefSeq names its product nuclear receptor coactivator 4 (gene NCOA4). Gene Ontology annotation, molecular function: transcription coactivator activity. The transcript is spliced from 10 exons. The record is from RefSeq and is a predicted model, not a curated record. Gene Ontology annotation, biological process: response to hormone; intracellular iron ion homeostasis. NCBI's taxonomy places the organism in Eukaryota, Metazoa, Chordata, Lepidosauria, Squamata, Phrynosomatidae. The coding region runs from base 169 to 1953 and encodes 594 amino acids.
GAAAUCUGAAGGUGAGGAGGAGGAAAUCUCGCGAGAGUGUCAUCCCCCCGCUGGCUCCUCCCCUUCCCGGCCUGAGCCUCCUGAAGCAAGGUGUCGCUUGGCGUCCGCUCGACGGGACCUUUUUCAUUUUUUGGUUUCCGGUCGACGCCCGCCCGCGAAUUGUAAAGGAUGAGACCACUCCAGGAGAGAAGUGGAAGCUUCUCAAGCAAAGCACCUCUUGACAAGUGUCUUCAAGCUAAGAAGGACUUGGAGACUGCGAUCGCUGGAAUAGUCAAGGCUGAACAGCAGGUUAAAGACAACUGGAGAGAGGUAAAAGCCCAGAUUCACAGUUGCAUAAGCCGUCAUCUGGAAUGUUUGCGCAGUCGUGAAGUGUGGCUGCUGGAACAGGUGGAUCUCAUUCAGCAGCUAAAGGAGGAAACCUUGCAGCAACAGGCACAGCAACUCUGUUGGCUGCUGGGACAAUUUAAUUGCCUCAUCUACCAGUUGGAGCAGCCUCACAACAGCGAUCUUGCCAAUCAGAUUUCAGUGUGCUUGGAAAGACUAGGCAGUUUAACUCUACAACCAGAAGAAACUUCCAUCCUGAACUUUGAGGCUGACGUUCCAUUUCUUCGCCAGGCCAUCACAACAUUUGGCUCCAUCAAUACCAUGCAAACCUUUGACAAAGAAGACUGUGCUCCUUACAUUUCUGUUCAGAACUGCCCUGUAACAGCCAAACCUGAACAGAAACCCUUGUAUGGUUCAUUGGGUUGUUCACUCUCGGAGUGGCUUCUUGGGAGCAAACCUGCUAGUGCCUCCUCUACACCAUAUGUUCCUAGCAACAACCAUGAGGACUGGCUGUUGAAACCACACGCACAAGAGACCAAUCAGGAUUCCACGUCUUCCAAAGUGUGUUACUUGGAGGAAGCAUGGGGGAAUCUGAAAGAUUUGGAGAAUUGGCUUCUACAAAACCAGCAACAAGAUGUUCCUGAGCACAUGGAUUCCUGCCUGCGUAAAAGUUCUACCUCCACAAUUGACUCCACCUUUUCUUUUGAAAAGUUAGAUGAAUUGGAGUUCCUAGAGCAAGAAGAGAGAGAUCUUUCUGACUGGCUACUUACUCCUCCUGAACCAGAAAACAAUAAUGCCUCAGAGGAGAAGUGGAAGCAUGUGCUUAAGCCUUUUAAGGAAGAAUACAGUCUGAAUGACUGGCUCUCCAAAGCUGAUUCCUGCAAUAAUUGUUGUGGCAGUCAGGCCAAGGGCAUAGAGAUAGAAAAUCUUGGCAACCUUAAGUGCCUUAGUGACCACCUUGAGGGGAAGAAGUUAACUACCAAUGAUGCCUGGCUUUUGCAACCCUCUUUCAAAAUAGAAGAUGUAUGUAGAGCGAAUGAGUUGUGCUCCAGCUUUUCAGAGUGUGUGUGUGAAAACAACUGUGAGAAGGAAGCUCUGUGCAAAUGGCUCCUUAGGAAAGAGGGCAAGGAUAAAAAUGGCAUGCCAGUAGGACAGACACCUAGCUCAGCCAUUGAGCCUGAGAUAGUUAAACCUGCUGUGAACAUCUGGCUCCAUUCUUCUCAGCAAGCAGUGGAGGACCCAACUUCCCUUAUAACAAAAGAGCACAACUAUGGCAUUCUAGAACCACUAAAAGAAAUGCUUGAAACCCCCUUGUCAGCCUGGUUAGCCAGAUCAGAAGUCACAGUAUUGAACACAGAAGAGAAGGCAAGCAGGGAGAAAGCAGAAAUGAGUUGUAAAAGUUCUCUUCUGGAGUUUCUUGAACCAUUCCACAUCCCUUUUAAUGUAAACAGCUGGGUGUUGUCUUCAAAAAGCACAGAAACAUCCACCCAAGCUUCACUAGAAGAUAAAUGGCUGAUACGCAAAAAGGCACAUGACUGCGGCCUUCCUACAGUUUGUGAUUUGUUUACGUGUAUGAAGCUAAAUGGAGAUAGAGAAAAGUGGCUGUACCGGACUCCCUUGCAGAUGUGAAAAGCUCGAAACCAUCUGAAAAAAAAAUCACCUUCCUGCUGAUCACUGCACCUUUGUACCGAGUAAUUUCAAUGUACUGCGUUUCUAAUUUUGUGUCUGAUGUCUGCCCCUUCCAGGCUUGGAAGUUGACUUCUAUGUAGUUGAAUUAUGGCUGCAAAGUUGACUUGCACACAUGGAAGAAAUAGUUCCCUUGUAUGCAUACCAUGGUGGGCCAUGACAUGAACUUUUCCUGAAGCCCUUGCAGUUCUGCAGUUAGAGCUUGGAAUUAUCUUCCUGACAUUUGGACUAAAGUUCAGUGACCUUAGGGGUGGGGUGGGAAGAAAGGGAAGCCAGUUUGGCAGCCAUUUUAAUGAAGAACUGCUCUCUCAUCUGUCUUUCCAACAGUUUCUGGUUGUAAAUACAUUAAAUUGGCACUUAAAACCAUGUUUGAUAUACAGUUUUUAUGAAAACUAGGUGCUCCAGAGCUGCAUACUGUGUAGUAAGUGACAGAAAGUUCAUUUUCUUUCUAACUAAAAUGGAUCAUAUGUCAAAAACAUCACUAAAGACUGCCAGUAACUCGUGUCAUUUUAUGAGACGAUAAAUGAGAUACAUGGGCUUCAGUUUAUAAAGGUGAAUGACAGAUGUUUCGUUUCUUUCAAAGCACACUGCUAAAUGCAGUGGUUUUUUAAAUCAAACAUUUAACUUUGAUUUCUUUUAACUUUAUAAGAAUUAUAGGAACUUUGCCAUGUUUAGAUUAAGUAGCUUUAAAUGUUCAGGGUUGCUUCAAUGGCGAACCUUAAUACCACUUGCCAGGUGCCAUAUGGUAGAGGUAUUCUUGAAAAGCUCUAAUCUUCAGUAAAAAUCUUAUUUUGAGUGUUCUUUACUGGAUAUAAAAACACUUUGAUUUGAAAAUUACAAACUGACGCCUUCACCAGCAAAGCAAGAGUAUUGUUGUUAUACAUCUGUCCUUCAUGCAUUCCUAAUUGCUGAAAUAGUUUGAGCCAUUUAUUGAUAUAUAUGGCUGUGUAUGCUUAACAUAUUGCUCAACUGAGUUAAAUGUGAUCAGUAAAGAUGGAGGUGCAUGUUAUUUUAAAAUCUAACUGAUAAUGGUGGUAUAUCAAACCCUUACAGUUUUCCAUUAACCUGUAUUUGUGAUGCAAAUUGAAUCUCUCAAAUAAAACUACUGCUGUGAACAAAGAAA